AUGCAAUCGUUUGCGCAUGAGCAGACAUCACUACAUGCAGUGGCUCUACUAGCAAGUCACUGGGCGCUCGAGGUUCCAAUGUCUCGUCGUGGUCGCAGCAAACAAUCAGAGUCUUCGAUUCCUUUCGCCGUUGGCUUUCGUCGACCAACGUCUGAAGAUUGCAUUAAAGCAACGGGAUUUACGGGUACUCCUCCUCAGGAGUAUCAAGUUGGUGAUGAUUUCUUUUGCCCCAUUCCUGCACCAACGUCCAUAGACGAUUGGUUGGCACAGUACAAGGAAACAGGACAGUCUUAUCAAUGUUUUUUUAGAGAAAAUCCUUGGUUUUCUCAACGAAAAAGAAAGUUUAUUAGACAGACUUUUAUUGGAAAGGGCAAAGACAUCAGAGAAAAAUAUCCAGACGGAAAGAUUUAUCUCUUACCUCUUGGAGACUUUAGUGACGACAUCAGUCCCUCAUUUGAUCGUUUAGUGGAAUACUCAUCUAAAUUUUUCAACAUUCCUGUUGUUACUUUGCCCACUGUUCAGCUUGUGAGAGAGGAUGGUCAUGUUCGAUGGCUAGAAUGUGUAGAAUCUUCUAAAAGUAUGACAUCUAUGACGUCUCCUCCAUCAAAAAGGCGGAAAGUUUUAAAAUCGAAGGGAUGUCGUUUGCGGUGUCGAAUAAGCGAGGAUGGUGAUCACAUGCAAUUACAAGUUAAUAGUAUUCUAACGCAACUGAAACAAGUGAUUCCAGAUGAUGCUCUAUGUUUGGUGGCUCUUACCAUGACUGAUCUAUAUGAUGAGGCACCUGAUUUGUUUGUUGCUGGUAUGGCAGCUGGCCAGCAUCGUGUAGCGGUUUUCAGCUUUUGUCGUUAUGAUCCAUCAAUUUCAUUCUCAAGUGAAUUUUGGUAUGAAUUGUCACACAGUAAGAAAAUUUCUAAAGGCAAAAGACAAAAACUGAUGCUGCAGAGAAGUUGUCGAUUACUGGUGCAUGAAACAGCACAUCUUUUAGGAGUAGAUCAUUGUGUUUAUUACAGCUGUUGCAUGAAUGGAUCUGGUCACCUUGCUGAGGACUUUCGUCAGUCAAUGCAUCUCUGUCCUGUGGACCUUCGCAAGUUGUGUCAUCUUUGUGGAUUCAAUAUCAGUCAGAGAUACAAAAAUUUGCUACAGUUUUUCAAAGACAAUGAUCUCAAGGAAGAAGCAGAAUGGAUUGCUAGGAGGUUAAAGUUUAUUACACAAUAGUUAACUGUAGUUUAAAAUUAUUGUGCUACGGAGUAAUUAAAUUUUGAUAAUUGUUUGUUGCAAAAGAAACUUGAACGCGUAGUUAUCAAGAUAACUGUUGUCAGCAGAGCUUUUUAAGAAGUUGUCUUGUCAAUUUUUUUAUUUGUGCUACUCCAUAUUUUGAAAUGUACCACAUGUUACACUGUACUGCCAAAAUGAU
Corticium candelabrum is the source of this 1414-nucleotide messenger RNA. RefSeq lists its product as uncharacterized. The transcript is spliced from 6 exons. The record is from RefSeq and is a predicted model, not a curated record. Gene Ontology annotation, molecular function: metallopeptidase activity. Lineage: Eukaryota; Metazoa; Porifera; Homoscleromorpha; Homosclerophorida; Plakinidae. Gene Ontology annotation, biological process: proteolysis. The coding region runs from base 1 to 1215 and encodes 404 amino acids.